Oncorhynchus gorbuscha (pink salmon) is the source of this 1693-nucleotide messenger RNA. RefSeq names its product calponin-3-like. Lineage: Eukaryota; Metazoa; Chordata; Actinopteri; Salmoniformes; Salmonidae. Bases 205 to 1242 code for a protein of 345 amino acids. The record is from RefSeq and is a predicted model, not a curated record. Gene Ontology annotation, biological process: actomyosin structure organization. The transcript is spliced from 7 exons. Gene Ontology annotation, molecular function: actin binding.
UGCAACUCAAACUUUCUGUACGAACGCAGAUCCUUUCUCUCUAUCCAUCUGCUCGCUGAAGAAGCAAAUUAUCUCGGUUUAGAAGAUUGACGGUUUCACACUGUUGUACGGAACUUGUUACUUUGUAACAGAGGAACCUUGGAAGAAGCAGCAACUUUUGUUGCAAAUUAUUGACACAGUUUUACAUUUGCAAAACAAAGGACCAUGACUCAAUUCAACAAGGGACCAGUGUACGGGUUGACUGCAGAAUUGAGAAGCAAGAUCGCAGGGAAGUAUGACCUGCAGAAGGAGGAGGAGCUCCGGUUUUGGAUUGAGGAGGUGACGGGCAUGCCCAUUGGAGAGAACUUCCAGAAGGGCCUUAAGGACGGAGUCAUCCUCUGCGAGCUGAUAAACAAACUGCAGCCUGGUUCCAUCAAGAAAAUCAACCACUCCAAACUCAACUGGCACAAGCUGGAAAAUCUGGGGAAUUUCAUCCGAGCCAUUCUGAAGUUUGGCCUUUGUCCCAACGACAUCUUUGAGGCCAAUGACCUGUUUGAGAAUGGGAACAUGACCCAGGUCCAGAGCACACUUCUGUCCCUGGCUGGUGUGGCGAAAACCAAAGGUUCAAACUCCAACUGUGACCUCGGUGUGAAGUAUGCGGACAAGAGGACGCGCCAUUUCGACGAGGAGAAAAUGAAGGCUGGACAAUGUGUCAUUGGACUGCAGAUGGGGACAAAUAAAUGUGCCAGCCAGUCUGGUAUGACAGCGUACGGGACCAGGAGACACUUAUACGACCCAAAGUCACAGACGGACAAGCCCUAUGACCAGACUACCAUCAGUCUGCAGAUGGGAACCAACAAAGGAGCCAGCCAGGCUGGCAUGUCGGCGCCGGGUACCCGCCGUGACAUCUACGACCAGAAGUCGGCAGGACAGACAGCAGACAGCUCCACCAUCUCCCUGCAGAUGGGCACCAACAAGGUGGCAUCCCAGAAGGGAAUGAGCAGCUACGGCCUGGGCAGGCAGAUCUACGACCCCAAGUACUGCACCUCCCCCACGGAGCCCACCUCUCCCGUUACCCUCAGCAACAAUGCCGGUAGCCAUGGCAACGGGAGCCUAGGAACGGGGACCAAUGGAUCGGAGAUUAGUGACAGCGACUACCAGGGGGAGUACCAGUAUCACCAUGACGAUGAAGAGGAGUACCGGGGUGGGUACCAACAGCAGUACAGCGGGCACUAUGACGAGGACCAGGGCAUCGACUAUUAGACUGACUGUGUGUCAAAUGGCACCCCAUUCCCCUCUACAGGGUGUCAUUUUAUAUUUUCCCGUUAGACUCUGUGGGUCCCAUUUUGGCAGCUAAAAAAAUGUGCGCUUGUUUUGACAACAGCGCUUUGUUUUUGCGUUGUCAAAAAGUCACCCUGUGUAGUAGUAGUCCCAGUUGGCAUAAGUGUAACACAGUGUGUCUGGGAAUAUGUGACGUUAUAGUGGCCUUCUACCAGAAUUGGAGUGGAGAAACAUGUCCAAGUACCUUUAUGGAUCAUAUGAACCAUAGGCCUAUAUAUUUAGUUUGAUACAGUUUUGUGGGACCACUUAUGAUGACGUUUUUUAAACUGAUGCAAAUUGUGUUACUCUGGUAUUACUGUAAUAUAAAGAGUGUUGAGAGAGAGUGAUUUUGUUAUCAACAGAGCAAUAAUUUUACUAUCCUUGCUAGCUUUUU